This is a messenger RNA of Nannospalax galili (Upper Galilee mountains blind mole rat), 2124 nucleotides long. Its product is annotated as zinc finger protein 41. Lineage: Eukaryota; Metazoa; Chordata; Mammalia; Rodentia; Spalacidae. The record is from RefSeq and is a predicted model, not a curated record.
AUGUCUGACUACAUGGACCCCUGUCCCCUGCUAAUUAUUCCUUGUAUCAUUUGCCUUUUCUUUUUAGGUGAGGAUACUGGGAAAACUCAACAACAGAGAAUUUCUAGAGAUGUUUCAUUUCACUGUGAGAUAUUUGAUCAAUCUACAGGAAAAGAUUCAGUGUAUUCCAUUUUAGAAGAACAGUGGCAAGAGAAUGACCAGCUGGAGAGAUGUGAGGAAAAUCAGAUUAACUCCUUAAGUCAUCACUUCAAUGAACUGAUUCAAGACAGAGGCUCUGGAUGUCAAAACAUUGAAAAAGGAAUUCAUGUGACUAUCAAGCUUGUUCCUCCAAUGAAAAAACUCCAUAAUCACGACACAUUUGGAAAGCAUUUGAAGCAUACUUUAAACUUAUAUAAUCCUAAUAGAAGCACUGCAACAAAGAACCUUGGUAAGACUUUUGGAAACGGUAGCACUUUGACUCAUAGCUCUUGUUCUACUAAGAAUGAGAAUAUUAACACAGGAACAAAUUCCUGUGAAGAUAAUCGGUGUGAAAAGCACUUCAGCCAACAACAAUCUGUCAUGUACCAUCAGAAAAUUCAUACUAAGGAGAAAUUUCAUGUAUAUACUGAAGGUGUAAAGGGCUUCACCCAAAAGUUACAUCCCUUUGAAUAUCAGAAAAUUCACACUGGAUAAAAAUCUGAAGAAUACCACAAAAAUGAGAACAUUUUCAGUCAGAAGUAACAAAUUGACAAACAUGAGGGUGUUCACAUAGGAGAGAAACCUUAUCUAUGUACCCAGUGUGGAAAGAUCUUUACCCUCAAGUCAAACCUCAUUACUCAUGAAAAAAUUCAUACUGGUCAGAAGCUCUUUAAAUGCAGUGAAUGUGGAAAAGCCUUCUUCAGAAAAUCAGAUCUCUUUAGGUAUACUAGAAUUCACACAGGAGAAAAAUCUUAUGAAUGCAGUGAAUGUGGGAAAGGCUUCUUGCAGAAUUCAGACCUCAAAACUGGAGAGAAACACAAUGAAUGCAAUGAAUGUGGGAAGGCCUUUAUCCAGAAAUCAUACAUUCAUACACAUCAGAGAAUUCACACUGGAGAAAAGCCUUAUGAAUGCUGAGACUGUGGGAAAUCAUUUACCAAGAAGUCACAACUCUGUGUGCAUCAAAGAAGUCACACAAGAAAGAAGCCUUAUAUAUGUUCAGAGUGUGGAAAGGUCUUCACUCAUAGGACAAAUCUCACUACACAUCAGAAAACUCAUACUGGAGAGAAACCAUACAUGUGCACUGAAUGUGGAAAGGCUUUUACUUAUCAGUCCAAUCUCAUCAAACACCAGAAAACUCAUACUGGAAAGAAACCCUAUAAAUGUAAGGGCUGUGGAAAAGCCUUCAUAUGGAGGUCACACCUCAAAAUCCAUCAGAAAUCUCAUAUUGGAGAAAGAUACUAUGAAUGCAAGGAAUGUGGGAAAGCCUUUAUCCAGAAAGCAAGUGUACAUCAAAGAAUUCACACAGGAGAGAAACCCUACGUUUGUCCUGAAUGUGGGAAGGCCUUUAUCCAGAAAUCACAUUUUAUUGCACAUCAUAAAAUUCACACUAGAGAGAAGCCUUAUGACUGCAGUGACUGAGGAAAGUGCUUUACUAAGAAGGCAAAGCUUUGUGUGCAUCAGAAUAUUCACAGAUGUGCUGAAUGUGGAAAGGCCUUUAUGGAUUGGUCAAACUUCAUCACACACCAGAAAGUUCAUACUAGGGAGAAACUCUAUAAAUGUGACAGUAGAAAAACCUUCACCUGGAAGUCACACCUCAGUAUACAUGAGGAAUCCCAUACUGGAGAAAGAUGCUAUAAACGAAGUAAAUGUGGGAAAGCAUUCAUCCAGAAAACGACACUAAGUGUGAAUCAGAUAAUUCAUAUAGGAAAGAAACCUUAUGCUUGUACUGAAUGUCCCAAGGCCUUCACUGACAGAUCAAAUCUCAUUAAGCACCAAAAAAUACACAGUGGGAAGAAACAGUAUAAAGUCAGUGACAGAAAUAGAAACAGUAUAAAGUCAGCCUGGAAACUAGAAUGGGAUCUGCAUCAGAAAUGUCAUAGCUGGAAAGAGGAAUGUUUGGUCUUACAAUUACUGUACAAGGGAAGUGGAUAUGAAAGACUGGCUUGA